This is a messenger RNA of Cuscuta campestris, 739 nucleotides long. The record is from the annotation of a GenBank genome assembly. Lineage: Eukaryota; Viridiplantae; Streptophyta; Magnoliopsida; Solanales; Convolvulaceae.
CUCCAACCUCCAUGAUCAUCAUCUUCCAUUUGAAUCUCAAUUCAAGAACUCAUCUAAAUUCGAUCUGAUCAGUGGGUGUCAAAGAUCAAUCAACAUUUCAUUUCAACUCAGAUUUCCCAGCUCAAGAAAUCAAGAGGUUCAGUGAUUUCUACACUCAAUUAGCUCUCACCAAUGGCGGAACAAGACGCACUCUGUUCUUCGAGGAACUCAAAGAACCCAUCUUUUUCGAGAUUCAGCGGGGGAAUCUCCUCGGAAAGAAAGGGGACGAAGCAGAUGAUGGAUGGCGGCGAGUGUCUGGGGAGAGUUUUCGCGUAUUUCGACAAGAACGGGGACGGGAGGGUGUCACCAGCGGAGCUGCAGAGGGGGGUGAGAGCGGUGGGAGGGGAGCUGACGGCGGAGGAGGCGGAGAUGGCGGUGAGGCUGUCGGAUUCCGACGGGGACGGGCUGCUGGGGCCGGAGGACUUUGCCAAGAUGAUGGAGGAGGAGAGAGAGGUGGCGGCAAGGGAGGAGGAACUGCUCGGAGCAUUCAAGAUGUACAUGGGGGAGGGCGGGUCGGAGAUCACGCCGAGGAGCUUGAAGAAGAUGAUGAGGCGGCUCGGGGAGGCGGCUGAUACCGAGAGGUGCAGAGCUAUGAUCACCAUGUUUGAUGUUAAUGGAGAUGGAGUGUUGGACUUUGAAGAGUUCAAGACUAUGAUGAUGAUGCAGGGGCAGGCUUAAAUACAUGUGUAUAUACAUAUAU